UUAUUAAAGUGGCAUUAUUAAAGCGACUAGUGAUCGAUGUAUUAGCUACAUAACCUAAUUUUGCAACCUAAACUAUCAUAGGUUUCCAGCUUUGUUAUAGUCAGCUGGAAAAAAAUAGGUAGAUCUUGGACUGUGAAGUCAUUAUAGCCAUGACACAGACCGUAACGUCUGAACAUUGAUUUUGGCAUGUUCAAUGUUUGAUGCAGUAAGAAAUACAAAAAAUAUCUCAGCCUUAAAAAAAAUAUAUAUAUAAUGUGUUAAAGUAUGAGGUAAACAUAGUUUGAAAUGCAAGCUAAACGUUAACCAUUCAGCCAGCGCCCGCCCUACGUAAAAUGUAUGAACAUCCCUGACUAUCGAUUUGCUGUUUACAAAAUUGUUUCAAUUAUAUUGACUGAGACAACGGUCAAUCGACCUCUUCCGGGUCACGUUUGCUUGUAAACAGAAAGCACGAUAUCUUACUGUAAAUUUAACUCUUUUGCUAAUAAGGAGGGGGCGUCAACUGUCUGGCAGCUGUAGAAAGUUGGACCUUCAAGUGCAACCAUUCCACACAUCAAACCCCCACUAUCAACAUGGCAGGGAUUGGCAGACUGUCAACAAAGGGCUCAGUACUCUUACUGUGUGACAUGCAGGAGAAGUUCAGACCCAACAUCUUCCAGUUCACCAACAUCGUCAGCAACGCAGCCAGACUGCUACAGGCAGCCCGUGUUCUGGGCAUCCCCCCCAUAGUGACAGAGCAGUACCCUAAAGGCCUGGGUCCCACGGUGCCUGAGCUGGGGGCUGGGGACCUGACAGCCCACGCCAAGACCAAGUUCACCAUGAUGAUAGAGCCAGUGGAGAAGGAGCUCAAAGCCCUGGGAGACCCCAAGAUAGCCAUCCUCUGUGGGAUAGAGACACAGGCCUGCAUCGCGUGCACGACCUUUGACCUGCUGGAGAAGGGUAUGGAGGUCCAUAUCGUGGCUGAUGCUGUCUCGUCCAGAAGUCAGACAGACCGGUUGUUUGCCCUGUCYCGGUUGAGGCAGAGUGGAGCCUUCCUGACCACCACAGAGGCCGUCCUACUACAGCUAGURCAAGAUGCCAAACACCCCAACUUUAGAGAGAUCCAGAAGCUAUUGGUCCAGCCGUCCCCUGACACAGCCUUGCUAGCCUUCUUCAGCUCUCUGUAGAGAAGACAAGCUCCUUCUUGUUGUCUGUGAAUGCAUCUGAAACACUGUGUGAACACAAGUACGGAAAUAAACCCAUGCUGCUGUUUUCCAUGCUGACUGCUGAA
Messenger RNA from Salvelinus sp. IW2-2015, 1267 nucleotides. It is a transcript of the gene isoc2, whose product is annotated as isochorismatase domain containing 2. The record is from RefSeq and is a predicted model, not a curated record. NCBI's taxonomy places the organism in Eukaryota, Metazoa, Chordata, Actinopteri, Salmoniformes, Salmonidae. Gene Ontology annotation, cellular component: cytoplasm.